AUGGCAAAGACCGCUAUGGCCUACAAGGAGAAAAUGAAGGAGCUGUCCGUGCUCUCGCUCAUCUGCUCCUGCUUCUACCCCGAGCCCCGCAACAUCAGCAUCUACACCUACGACGACAUGGAAGUGAAGCAGAUCAACAAACGUGCCUCUGGCCAGGCUUUUGAGCUGAUCUUAAAGCCACCAUCUCCCGUCUCAGAAGCCCCGCGCACUUUAGCUUCUCCCAAGAAGAAAGACCUGUCCCUGGAGGAGAUUCAGAAGAAGCUGGAGGCUGCUGAGGAGAGAAGAAAGUCUCAGGAGGCCCAGGUGCUGAAACAGCUGGCGGAGAAGCGAGAGCAUGAGCGGGAAGUCCUGCAGAAGGCGCUGGAGGAAAACAACAACUUCAGCAAAAUGGCCGAGGAGAAGCUGAUCCUGAAGAUGGAACAGAUUAAGGAAAACCGUGAGGCUAACCUGGCCGCCAUCAUUGAACGUCUGCAAGAGAAGGAGAGGCACGCCGCGGAGGUGCGCAGGAACAAGGAGCUGCAGGUGGAGCUGUCCGGCUGA
This is a messenger RNA of Pipistrellus nathusii (Nathusius's pipistrelle), 540 nucleotides long. The record is from the annotation of a GenBank genome assembly. NCBI's taxonomy places the organism in Eukaryota, Metazoa, Chordata, Mammalia, Chiroptera, Vespertilionidae.